GGUUAAUAUAAAAAUGCUAGCUACUUUACGGUAAUGUUGACACGAAAUAAAGUUUUCGAAAUUUUCAUUUAAUUUGUUCGUAUCAAUUCAUUGCAAUGCUUUCUGUUUUACAAGUUGGUGAAAUAAGAGUUGCAGAUGACUCUGACUUUCGCAAAUUGAAGAAUUUAGAUGAAGACACAGAUAAUUGGAAACUGGAGUAUCAGAAAAAUAACACGUCAGUUUGGACCAAAACUAACGAAGUUUCCUCCUUCAAAAUAGUGAAGGUUAGGACAACAUUUGAUGACAUAGCUGGUGAAACAUUGUAUGAUGUUUUACAUGAUCCUGAAUACAGGAAGGCAUGGGACCAUUCUAUGCUGGAAGGAUAUGAAAUCUGUGCUAUUAAUCCAAACAACGACAUUGGUUACUAUGCCUUGAAGAGUCCACCACCUUUAAGAAACAGAGAUUUUGUUACACAGAGGUCAUGGUUAGAUAUGGGAAAAGAGAAGUGGAUCAUCAACCAUUCUGUAAACCAUGAGAGUGUUCCACCAAGGAAAGGUUAUAUACGUGGUAUUUCAUACUUGACUGGUUAUCUAAUUAGACAACAGGGACAGAAUAAAUGUCAGUUUACAUAUGUGUCCCAGUCCGAUCCUAGAGGUAAAUUACCUGUCUGGGUUGUGAACAAAGCAACAAAGAUACUUGCUCCAAAGAUUAUAAGCCGUAUCCAGAAAGCAUGUAAAGGCUAUCCCAGCUGGAAGUCCAAAAACAAUCCCCACCUGAAACCGUGGAUGUUCCCGGAACAGAUGACUUUACCACGUCUAGACAUGUCCCAGAUUAAACCGUUAGCUGCGGGAGUCUCAUCUGAGUCGCUGGACGAGAGUGGUAUCAACGAAGACGAGGUUGAUGCUGAAGAAUAUGUUAAUGAUUAAUAUUUAGGCAGUUUUAGGGUUUAUAAUUUAGUUUUCUUCUUACUGUUAUCCCUUACCACAUAGACUGAAAGAUUUACCCUUUGAUUCUGUGUGACUGUGAAAUUAUUAUUUUUUUUUAAAUUUAAGAUGACUAGAAAUAAAUGUAGUAU
Messenger RNA from Ruditapes philippinarum (Manila clam), 1054 nucleotides. RefSeq names its product START domain-containing protein 10-like. Bases 96 to 905 code for a protein of 269 amino acids. NCBI's taxonomy places the organism in Eukaryota, Metazoa, Mollusca, Bivalvia, Venerida, Veneridae. The transcript has 6 exons. Gene Ontology annotation, molecular function: lipid binding. The record is from RefSeq and is a predicted model, not a curated record.